AUGUCCAAUGCCGCGCGCGUCUUCGUGCCCGACAAGGAGCGCGUCUGGGUGCCGGCGGAGCUGCUGUCGUCCGACGGCGCCAGCGUCACCGUCGACGUCCUGCGGCCCGCCGCCGACGGCCCGCUCGAGGGAACCUCCACGGUGAAAGAGACGGUCACGCUCACGCUGGAGGCGCCCUACGGCGACGCGAGCGCGCUGCCGCUGCAGAACGAGGGCCUGGGCCCCGAGGGCGCGACGGACAUGGUGAGCCUCGACUACCUCCACGAGGCGUCCGUGCUCUACAACCUGCGGACGCGCUACUUCAGGGAGCUGCCCUACACCUACACGGGCACCAUGUGCAUCGCCAUCAACCCCUACCAGUGGCUGAGCCACCUCUACCGGGACGCGGACCGCGCCGCGUACCUGGACCGGCCGCGGUCCGAGCUCCCGCCGCACGUCUACGCCAUCUCCGCGGCGGCCUACGUCGGCGUCUCGGAGACGUCCGUCGGCGGCGCGUCCACGGGCCUCGACCAGUCCAUCCUCGUCUCCGGCGAGUCCGGCGCGGGCAAGACGGAGACGGUCAAAAUCAUGAUGGGGCACCUCGCGUCCGUGGCGGCCGGCGCCGACGGCGCCGCGGCCAAGGACGGCGUCGUCGAGCGCGUGCUCCAGUCCCAGCCCUUGCUGGAAUCCUUCGGCAACGCGAAGACGGUGCGCAACGACAACUCGAGCCGCUUCGGCAAGUUCACGCAAUUGGAGUUCGACGUCGGCACCGUGGGGUUGCGGGGGGACCGGCCGCCGCUCGUCGGGUCGCGGUGCCGCACCUACCUCCUGGAGAAGUCCCGGGUCGUCCAGCAGGCCCCGGGCGAGCGGACCUACCACUGCUUCUACGGCGUCGCGCGCGGCGAAAACGACCCGAGCGGCUGCGCGCCCGACCUCGCCGCGCUCCGCUACACGCGCGAGAGCGACCUCGACACGGGGUCCAUCGAGGGCGUCCCCGACGGCGACCGCCACGCCAAGACCUGGGAGGCCCUGGCCCUCGUCGGCGUCGAGGACGGCGACCGCGCGGCGUUGGCGCGGUGCCUCGGCGCGAUCCUCGUGCUCGGCGACGUGGACUUCGAGGCGACGGACGCGGCGGACGACGACUGCGGCAGCUCCCGGGCGACGGCGGGCCCCGCGGCGGAGCGGGCGGCUUUGGCGCUCGGGGUCCGCGGCGACGACGCGAGCCCCGUCGAAGCUCUGAGCCUCGCGCUCACGGAGCGGACGAUGCGCGCGCGGUCCGAGGUCUACAAGGUGCCCCUCAACGCCCAGGCGGCGCGCGACGCCCGCGACGCCCUGGCGAAGGAGAUCUACGUGCGCGCCUUCGACUGGAUCGUCAAACGCAUUAACGCGUCGACGUCGUCGUCGGGCGAGACGUCGACGUCGGGCGGCGACCUCGCGUCUUUAGCCAACGGCGUCGACAAGGUCAAGGUCGUCGGGCUCCUCGACAUCUUCGGCUUCGAGUCCUUCGCCGUGAACCGCUUCGAGCAGCUCUGCAUCAAUUAUACCAAUGAAAAACUCCAGCAGAAGUUCACGCUCGACCUCUUCAAGACCGUGCAGCAGGAGUACGACGACGAGCGCGUGCCCUGGACCCACGUCGCCUUCCCGGACAACGCCGCGGUGCUGGCGCUCAUCGACGGGCGCAUGGGCGUCAUCGACGUGCUCAACGAGGAGUGCGUCCGGCCCCGGGGCUCCGACGAGGGCUUCGUGUCGAAGAUGAAGAGCCUCCACGGGUCGGCGACGGACGAGUCGGGCCCCUCGGCGCGCUUCGUCGCCGCGCGCAUCCGCAAGGACCAGUUCACGGUGAAGCACUACGCGGGCGACGUCACCUACACGGCGGAGAAGUGGUUGGAACGGAACAACGACGCUUUAAUGGAGGACCUGAACCUGCUCGCGCGCCACGCGACCUUCAAGCUGCUGGCGGAGCUCUUCGCGCCCCAGGCGCCGGCGGCGAAUUUAGGCGGCGGCUCGAAGCGGCGCGGGUCGACGCUCGUCGCCGACACGGUGUGCACGAAGUUCAAGAGCCAAUUAAGUCUGCUGAUGGAGACCAUCGAGAAGACAAAGGUCCAGUACGUGCGCUGCGUCAAGCCGAACACGGUCAAGUCCAAGGCGAACUACGACCUGGCCAUGGUCGUCGACCAGCUCCGGUGCGCGGGCGUCAUCGAGGCGAUCCGCGUCGCGCGCGCGGGCUACCCGAACAAGCUGCCCCACGCCGAGUUCGCCCGGCGCUUCGCCGUGUUGGCGGAACAGCCCGCGGCGUCGGCGGCGGCGCUGGCGCAGGACCUGCUGGGCGACGCGGCGUCGGAUUCGUACGACGGCGCCUACGCGGUCGGCGUCACGCGCGUCUACUUCAAGGCCGGCGCCCUCGAGGGCCUCGAGCGGCUCCGCGCGGCGGCGCUCGGCGACAGGGCGACCAAGGCCCAGGCGGCCUGGCGCCGCGUCGCCGCCGUGAAGCGCUGGACGCUCUUCCGCCGCGGCGUCGUGCUCGUGAGCGCGCGGUCGCGGCGCGCGACGGCGCGCGCGGCCUUU
Aureococcus anophagefferens is the source of this 2544-nucleotide messenger RNA. RefSeq lists its product as hypothetical. Gene Ontology annotation, biological process: actin filament organization; vesicle transport along actin filament. The annotation marks the transcript as partial. Gene Ontology annotation, molecular function: actin filament binding; microfilament motor activity; ATP binding. Lineage: Eukaryota; Pelagophyceae; Pelagomonadales; Pelagomonadaceae. Gene Ontology annotation, cellular component: cytoplasm; actin cytoskeleton; vesicle. The transcript has a single exon. The record is from RefSeq and is a predicted model, not a curated record.